Molecule: messenger RNA, 3619 nt
Organism: Rubroshorea leprosula
Lineage: Eukaryota; Viridiplantae; Streptophyta; Magnoliopsida; Malvales; Dipterocarpaceae
Source: the annotation of a GenBank genome assembly
CUCCUACCAUCUAGAGCCUCUCUUCUUUUCCUAUACUCUUUUUAUGUUACUCUUCCAUCCUCGUAGUUAUUUUCCAGAUUUUCCUAUACUCUUCUUAUGUUACUCUUCCAUGCUUGUAGUUAUUUUCCAGAAAAUAUCUCCACUGGCGAUUCCAGCUUUGAGAGCAAAGAUUUUUGUAUAUUCUAUCAAAUCAAGCUUAAUUAGUCUCCCAACAAAACCCAACAACUUUUUGGCUUUAAGCAUCACUAAGAAAGGAAAAGCAGCUAUAGCAUAGUUAAUUAAGAAAAGCUUUUUAAUUCAAUGGAGGUCUUAUCUGCUACAUUUGACUCGCUACUCAAAAAGUUGAAUGGAUAUCUUAGUGAUCAACUACAAAAUUCAAAGAAGGAAGUUUGUGUUCAGAUGGAGAGCUGGAAGAUUCUUUUGCCCAAAAUUGCUGUUGUACUUCAACAUGCUGAAGGAAAUCAAGCUGCCAAUCAGUUCGUAAAGUCAUGUUUUAAUGAUCUCAGGGAUUUGGCUUAUGAUAUGGAGGAUAUACUUGAAGGGUUUGUGAUUGAUGCCAAGAGAUCCGAAUUGAUUGCAGGGUCUAAAGCCAAGAUCAGUAAAGGGCAGAAAGUCAAAUCCAGUUUGAAGAAUUUAUUUAGAUCUGAGGCUAAGCUGAAUCAUCUGAAUGUUAGAUUGCAACGUAUUGAAAAGGAGUUGCAUACUUUUGGCUUGAUAAAUCUGACAACGAAAGCUGUACAGAAGUCUCACAUAGUAGCUAUUGACAACCUACUUGAGAUUUCUUUGCCCGCGUCUAAGGUGUGGGGUCGAGAUGGUGAUAAAGAUGCUAUUCUUCAGAGGUUGCUAGAAAAUGGAGAUAAUCUCGAAGAAGACUUUGUUAUUCCCAUUAUCGGAAUGGGUGGAUUAGGCAAGACAACUCUUGCUCGGCUCAUUUACCAUGAUGAAAAAUUGAAAAGUAAUUUUGACUUGAAGGCAUGGGUUUGUGUUUCUGAUGAAUUUGAUGUUGCUAGAAUGACAAGAGCUAUUUUGGAACAAGUAAUUAUGAAACGGUGUGAUUUUGAUGAUUUUGAUUCACUUCAAAAAGAAUUGAAAGAGAAGUUAUCUGGGCGAAAAUUUUUGCUUGUAUUGGAUGAUGUUUGGAAUAAAGAAGAUGACCAAUGGAAUUUCUUCAAAAGACCUUUCAUGUCAGGAGUUCCUGGAAGCAAAAUAAUUGUCACAACUCGAAACAAAGAUGUUGGGACGAUGAUGAGAGGAGAUGGAGGAGUUUACAAUUUAGAAUUGUUGCAAGAUGAUGCUUGUUUACCAUUAUUUACACACCAUGCACUGGGGAAAGAGAACUUUGAUAUGCACCUAGACCUAAAAGAUGUUGGUGAGAAGCUUGUGAAGAGGUGCAAAGGAUUGCCAUUGGCACUAAAAACACUUGGUGGUAUCUUGCGGGGGGGAAUAUCGUUUCAUGAGUGGGAAAAUAUAUUAAACACUGAUAUGCGGAGUUUAUCCGGAGCAUGUGAAAUGUUUGAUACUUUGAGAUUGAGUUACAAUCAUCUUCCUGUUCACUUGAAGCGAUGCUUUGCUUAUUGUGCCUUGUUCCCUAAAGGCUAUGAAUUCGACAAUGAGAAGUUGGUUCUAUUAUGGAUGGCCGAGGGCUUGAUACAGCAACAGUCACAUGUAAAGAAGCAAAUGGAAGAGAAGAUUGGUCAUCAAUAUUUCGAAGAGUUGUUAUCAAGGUCAUUCUUUCAACAAUCAAGUGGAGUUGAAUCGCAGUUUAUAAUGCAUGAUCUCAUAAAUGAUUUAGCUAUAGAUAUUGCUGGAGAAAUAUAUUGCAAUCCUGAACCUAGCAUGGGUGAUGAAAAAUUAGAAAAGGCUCGUCAUUGGUUAUUCACUCCACAUUGUCACUUUUAUUUAUCUAGCAAUAUCUUGCAUGAUUUCUUGCCAACUUUGAAAUGCUUAAGAGUGUUGUCUCUUUGUGGACAUACAAUAAGCAAGCUACCAGAUUGUUUUGAAAAAUUGAAAUAUAUUCGAUACAUUGAUUUGUCUGGUACAAGAAUCAAAUGUAUACCUGAAUCAGUGGGUUCUCUUCUCUUUUUGCAAACACUGUUAUUAUCUGGUUGUGGAGAGCUUAUUAAGUUGCCUACAACGAUUGGGAAUCUAAUUGAUCUCUAUUAUCUUGAUAUCACUGAUACACCAUCUUUACAAGGGGUGCCAUUAGGAAUAGGUAAUCUUAAAAAUCUUGGAAUAUUAUCCACAUUUAUAGUGGGAAAGGCAAGUGGGAUGAUGAGAUUGUCUGAUUUGAAGAACUUGUCACAACUUAAAGGAAGACUAUCGAUUCUAGAUUUGCAGAAUGUUUUGGAUGUUCAAGAUGCUAAAGAGGCUGACUUAGACAAGAUCCAUGGUUUAGAAAAGUUAGUCUUGGAGUGGAUUACUUCUAAUAAUGAUCUAGAUGAAUUAGUUCUUGAAAUGCAAGUCCUCAACCAUUUAAAACCUCAUUCAAAUUUGAAAAGUCUCAAAAUUUCUUGCUAUGGUGGUGAGAGAUUCUCAAACUGGGUUUGUGAUCCAUUCUUAUUUUUGAAUUUAUCAUCCAUGGAGCUCAUCAAUUGUAAGAGAUGCACUUUGUUACCAUCACUUGGCUUACUACCUGUUCUAAAAAAAUUGAUUAUUAAAGGCAUGGAGGCAAUAAAAGCUAUAGGUUCUGAGUUUUAUGGAGGACAAGAUUGUUUUCCAUCACUAGAGGAACUAGUGUUUGAAAAUAUGUUAAAUUGGAAGGAAUGGACUUCUCCAAGGCGAAGUGAAGGUGAAUUCCCUUUUCUUCAUAGGCUUGUGAUUCAAAAUUGUCCUAAGUUGUUAGGCCAAUUACCCAACAACCUUUCUUCACUUAAAGAGUUGGAUGUUAGAGGUUGUAAUGCGAUGCUUUUGAAGAGUAUGGGUGAUUGCAUCUCCCUUGCUAAUUUGAAAAUUGAGAAAAUUUCAGAACUGACUUACUUGCCGGAGAGUUUUAUACAGUUCUUCACAGCACUUAAGACUCUGGAUAUUGAAGAUUGCAAUGAUCUUACUUGUUUGUGGGAGAAAGGAGAAGAAAUAGAACAAAAGCCUCUUGCCUUUCAAUCUUAAACAUCUUGGCUUGUGAGAUGUGGAGCUUUGGAGUCAUUACCCAAUGCAAUUAUGAGGAUGGAUGGAAGUCGUAGCAGCAGUACUAGUAUGUUGAUGUCGAGACUGGAAAAGCUGGAAAUUUGGGUUUCUACCGGAUGCAAAUGGUAACAAUAAUCGCAAUCUACAUUUGGAUAUAAGGAAUGUUCCAUGUUUGUAUUCAUCUGAGGGUUGUCAUCAGUUACUAGCUUUUCUCAAGAAAUUUACAAUAGUUGAUGGUGGCUUUUGGUUGGUUGGAAUAAUAUUUCUAGAGAGGAUGUCACAAUAUUGUAUGUGGACUCCAAUCCAUUGAAAUUGGAGAUUGUAAAAUAUUUAAAAGUUUACCAACUCUUGAUGGCGUCAACAAUCUUUGUUGAAUUAUCUAUUUACUAUUGUGAAGCUUUAUAGUCUAUUUGGAUCAGGAAAGUUGGAGGGGAAGGAGAGGACAGUAAGAGAAAGAAAGUAGUUUUAAUUGUUUGGAUAAAAACUUUUAAUGGAG